Penicillium chermesinum is the source of this 921-nucleotide messenger RNA. Its product is annotated as glycoside hydrolase family 43 protein. The coding region runs from base 1 to 921 and encodes 306 amino acids. The transcript has 2 exons. Gene Ontology annotation, molecular function: hydrolase activity, hydrolyzing O-glycosyl compounds. Gene Ontology annotation, biological process: carbohydrate metabolic process. Lineage: Eukaryota; Fungi; Ascomycota; Eurotiomycetes; Eurotiales; Aspergillaceae. The record is from RefSeq and is a predicted model, not a curated record.
AUGGGGUCUGGUGUCCUCCUCUCUGUGGCUUCUGCCCUUCUUUACACUGGCCUUGCAGCCGCAGACGCUGUUCGUGCUAUUGACUCAGACUUUGCUGACCCCUGCUUGAUCCAAACAUCCGACGGUUACUAUGCCUUCGCUACUAGCGGAAACAAUGUCAAUGUCCAAGUAGCAUCGUCCUCGGAUUUCUCUUCCUGGGAUCUCAUGUCUGGUACCGAUGCCUUGCCUGGGCCAUUCCCUUCCUGGGUCGCAUCAUCGCCAUCGGUCUGGGCGCCGGACGUGAUUCAGAGGCCAGGAUACGAGCAAGCACUGUGUUGGGGUCGCAACGUCCUCGAGCGUCACCGGUCCCUACACCCCAGCCGACAACGCCAUCGCUUGCCCUCUCGAUCAGGAGGAGCUAUCGACCCUGACGGCUUCAAGGACGGAGAUACCUUCUAUGUGGUCUAUAAGAUUGAUGGGAACAGCCUUGACGGCGACGGCACAACCCACGCCACUCCGAUCAUGCUCCAAGCACUGAACUCGGACGCUGUCACGCCGAACGGUGACCCAACGCAGAUUCUAGACCGUGAUGAUGCAGACGGCCCUCUGAUCGAGGCCCCUAGUCUUGUGAAUGUGGACGGCACUUACUAUCUGUCGUUCUCUUCCAACAUCUACUCGACUCUCAAAUAUGAUGUUAGCUAUGCAACAGCAUCGGCGGUUGGUGGACCUUACACAAAGGUCCAGGCACCCGAUGCCCCUCUGCUUGUCUCUGGAGACCCAAGCAAUGUUGGAGACCUAGGCGGGCCUGGUGGGGCCGACUUCUCCACUGAUGGGUCCAAGAUCGUGUUCCAUGCUUUCGAGAAUGGACAGAACCUUGACAAUGGCCGUGCGAUGUACACUGCUAGUAUUAGUGCCUCGGGCGGUGUUAUUAGCAUCCAGUAA